AGCGGGCGGCGGAGGCGGCGGCGGGGAAGGAUCCCGGAGAGCGGAGGCCAGUGUUGGACGUUUUUCCACCAUGCUGACGACGUUUUAAAUAUCUGUCAAUUUUCUCAAACUUUCACUGAAGGAAACCUCUAAGACUUUGUACCAGAGGACUCGAGUGCAGCCACCAAUUACCAGACUUUCAGGAUGAAUCUGGAAAAACUCAGCAAGCCUGAGCUCCUGACACUGUUCAGUAUUCUUGAAGGAGAACUUGAAGCGAGGGACCUUGUUAUAGAAGCCUUAAAGGCCCAGCACAGAGAUACUUUCAUUGAAGAACGUUAUGGAAAAUACAACAUCAGUGACCCUCUAAUGGCUCUCCAGAGAGAUUUUGAAACACUGAAGGAAAAACAUGAUAGUGAGAGGCAGCCAGUGUGCACAAACCCCCUCUCCAUCCUCAAGGUGGUGAUGAAGCAAUGCAAGAACAUGCAGGAGCGCAUGCUGUCCCAGCUGGCUGCUGCCGAGAGCAGGCACCGGAAGGUGAUCCUUGACCUUGAAGAAGAACGACAGAGGCAUGCUCAGGACACCGCUGAAGGAGAUGAUGUCACCUACAUGCUGGAGAAGGAGAGGGAGAGACUGACACAGCAGUUGGAAUUUGAGAAGUCCCAAGUGAAAAAGUUUGAAAAGGAACAAAAGAAGCUGUCCAGCCAGUUGGAGGAGGAGCGUUCCCGUCACAAGCACCUCUCAUCCAUGCUGGUGCUGGAGUGCAAAAAGGCCACCAGCAAGGCCACCGAGGAAGGCCAGAAGGCCGGCGAGCUGAGCCUGAGACUGGAGAAGGAGAAGAGCCGGGUGAGUAAACUGGAGGAAGAGCUGGCAGCCGAGAGGAAGCGAGGCCUGCAGACGGAGGCCCAGGUGGAGAAGCAGCUGUCUGAGUUUGAUAUCGAGAGGGAGCAGCUGAGAGCCAAGCUGAACCGAGAGGAGAACCGGACCAGGGCCCUCAAGGAGGAGGUGGAGAGCUUGAAGAAGCUUGUGAGAGACCUAGAGGCUGCCCAGCGGCACAGUGGCACCAGCGAGCAGAGCAGAGAGCCAGGAACCACAUCCAGAGGCACAGCCACAGAGCCCCCCGUGCUAGUGUCUGUGUUCUGCCAAACAGAGAGUGUUCAGACGGAAAGAAGCCACGGGAGCAUCUUAACCAAGCUGACAGACACUGGUCUCCCAGGUCCUGCCACUCCUACUUACUCAUAUGCAAAAGCCAAUGGCCACUGUGACCCAGAAAUACAAACUACCAGGGAGUUGACCUCAGGCAGCAGCACAGGAAACCAAGGGCCUCCACGAGAGAAACCCGUGGUAUCGGCCCAGGAGAAACCAAUGGAGAAUGGUGGGUGUCCAGUAGGACCUGAGACUCCAGUCACAAUGCCAAGUCACCUCCCUUCCAGUGGCAGCUCACUGUCUCCCAGCAGCACAGCCUCCUCCUCUCUGACAUCAUCUCCCUGCUCUUCACCGGUUCUAAGCAAGCGUCUCUUGGGGUCAUCAGUCAGCAGCCCUGGCUACCAGUCUUCCUACCAAGUAGGAAUCAACCAGCGGUUCCACGCAGCUCGGCACAGAUUUCAGUCCCAAGCAGAUCAAGAUCAGCAAGCCAGUGGUCUCCAGAGCCCUCCGUCCAGGGACCUGUCUCCUACCCUUUUAGAUAACUCUGCUGCCAAGCAGCUGGCCCGACACACAGUCACCCAGGUGCUCUCCAGAUUCACUAACCAAGGGCCGAUCAAGCCAGUCUCUCCCAACAGCUCUCCCUUCGGUACAGACUACCGAAAUCUGGCCAGCACUGCCAACCCAAGAGGUGACACCAGCCAUUCACCUACUCCAGGGAAAGUGUCCAGCCCUCUGAGCCCCCUGUCUCCAGGAAUCAAGUCCCCAACCAUCCCCAGAGCCGAGAGAGGAAACCCUCCACCAAUCCCACCCAAAAAACCUGGCCUCACCCCAUCCCAAUCUGCCACCACUCCAGUGACCAAAACUCAUUCCCAGACAUCCUCCUUGACCGCCACAGAAGACCUUGCCAGCAUCUGCUCUCCCAGUGCCGUGGUGGCCAACGGCAAGGAUGUUGAGAUACUUUCGCCCACCAGCAGCUAGUCCUUAGGAGUGAGUCUCCACAGUUGACAUUCCAUCAAAUUUCGUCCAAGAGCUCAGAGUUAAACCUUGGAGUCAGAUCAUGUUAUUUAUUUUGAUAGUAGCUACAGCCAUCUGUAAAAUACAUUCGGUGUAUUUACCUUUUUGUAUUUUUUUUUUUUAUUAAGUAGAAACUGAGUCCUUUGGAUUUUUAUGACUCACCUCUUUGUACUACGCUAGAAGAGGACCUCAGACAUCUCAAGCUCAGCAGUCACCGGCGUGUUGUGAUGGAGAAAGCUAAUUGGCGGUGAGCUGCUGUCAGUUUGGGAGCUAGAAUUACUCAGCACUCACGUCAAAUUAUGCAGAAUCGGUUCAUGCAGAUUUUUAUUCCAGAUGAACAUGCUUUCAAAGUGCCUGAAAUAAGACUGCCACAUGAAUGUGAUUCUGCGGCAGAAACAAAGACAGAGCGUUUAUUGCAGAAAAUGAUAUCCUCUGAAUCUGAAUGUCAGAAGCCAACACCGCUUUUCAUCCUCUGUCUUUGAUACCAGCUUUGUUCUGAACCGAGGUUUGCACAAGUGCAGUGGACCCUUCUAAAGGGCCGUGAACUCUGUCGGGCUGAGCUUUGCACUUCAUUGAGCCCUUGAGAAACCCUCCUGAGAACUAAGUAGUUGGGGGUGCUGAUUUUCUUGUACUUUUGAAAAAUUAAGUCAUCCUCAGUUUCCUGUAUGAAUUCUUGAACAAAGUAUCUCCAUUCCAAACCACCUUCAAGCACCGACUGUUGGGAACUUCUGGUUCUGGUUGCUUUUACUUGAAUAGGAAACGACAUAAUGAGCUCUUUAUUCUAUAAGCAAAAAGCAAUAACUUAAAAGUCACUCUUUGUAAUAUUGUAAGUGAGAAUUAUAUAGGUUUUACCAAAUUGUUACAUUUAUUCUCCAUGCUGCCAGCACUUGUAUCUGUGGAACCAAAUUAACUCUUGCUCAAAUGGAAGUAUACAUAUAUCUGUACAGAUACAUGCCCCUUUAUGUGUUCGACAUUCACACACUUAAGCACAUAAAUAUUAGUGUGAUUGUAUCUGCGGAGUUUGCAGUAUAGCAUAAAGGACAAGUAGAAUCGCAUGUUAAGAUUACCUACCAAAGCAACUACAUGUGGCUUGGAGCCAGUCCACAGAGGAAUCCAUUUCACCAGGAAGUGGAGCAAUCCCAAAUGAAGCCCAAAUCCUCAGCAUCGUAGAAAGAAAGGCACAACUAAGCUAACCCUGGUGCCACAGAACUCAGCUGCUCAUGUGAGUGAGACUGCACACUCCUUCAAGUGCUGCCCACUAGUUUGCAGUAGAGAGAGGUGUAAAACCACAGUGUCACAGCCCAUGUGACAGAGCCAUCCCUUUAAGCCCCAGUUGCUACCAUGCAAAAAUUCCAGACCAAGGUUACCACUUCUCCAGACUUUCAUAUAAUUCAAAUUUCCACAAGAAAAUUCUCAUUCAAAAUAUUUGCAUUUUUAAAACACUAGGAACUGAUUCAAAAUGCUUUUAAACACUGCUGAUUAGACAAACAUGGCUGUCACUGACUAUAGCUUGUAAGCUACCAAGCUGCAACCCCUCACCCUAGAACUUCUGCUCUUUCCCCAUAGUGACUUUGUAUAGAAGCCUCCAGGCUUCUCCGCUGUGCCAGCUGCAGCUGGCCAAAUCCCCAGAACAGAACAGCCUCCCUCUUGGCAAGCAGAACUCUGAGACAGGCCAGCUCAGGACACUGGCUGUACAGUUUUGUAUCCAGAGUGGGCGGGAGGAAGGCUUUGGUGUCUUUACAUAUAUUCUGCAAGCCAGCAUCUAUCCAGAAGCCCCUGACCUGUUGGAACCUUUUACUGGAAAGGGCACUAGGUGGUAUAGGGAACUCUUGAUUGUGUGUUUGAAAAGCCAAAGGAUUCAGUGGACCCAUCCCAGUUAGUUAAUGCACAAGGAGUUAGACGUUGGUUUUCUUGAGAAGCAUAGAGCUGGAAAAAAAGUCUUCCCAAAAAUUUAGUUGUUAAUAAACUUAUUAUAUUUUUAUUAACCCAUUGAGUCAGUGGGCAAGAGGCAGGUGAUGAAAAUUGGUGGGCAGAUCAAUAACUGAGUACACCGUUGACUCUACAGCUUAUCUUCUAAAGGAUUAUGGUAAAUGCAUGACAAGUAUUGCUGAUGUCCCAGGGUGUCUGCCAAAAACAAUGGAGGCAUGUAAAACUCCCCAAAGCGGUCCAGCAUUGAAUUUAUUCCUAUUGCGGAGCCAAAACGGAGCAGUGACGGUCAGACGCUGACCCUUCUAAUCAGGAGAGACUCCAGUGCCAGCACGUUCUUACCUCGUUUGCUUUAAAUGGUAAUCUUAAAAGUUGCAUUGUGCUCUUCCUCUGUUUGGAGAUAGAGAUGUAUAGAGAGAGAAAUGCUAUAAGGAAGUUUAUUUCUUAGGAGGUGCACUGAACAAUAUUUCUUUUACAGUGUAAUUUGGGGGUGGGGAUAUGCAAAAGAAAUGUGUAUUUUUGCUAGUUGCCUAUCUUCUGAGAUAAUAAGCACAAUCCUGAAAUGGAUCCAAUAAUUCAGUUAGAUAUUAUAGAUUAGUAUUUAAGUUUGCAGUAGAUUGUGUGUGCGUGCAUGCGUGCGUGCGUGUGUGUGUGUGUGUGUGUGUGUGUGUGUGUGUGUGUGUUAAGUAAAAGUUCCAUGAUUCUCAAUUUGGGUAUUAACCCAUGUCAAAAAAGCUGAUAUUGGUCAACAGAUUCUAAUGAUGUGCAAGGUGUAACACAUGCAUUAACUAGUUAUUAACAUUUGUAAAGCCAAAUGUACCAUGCAGAAGUCUUCAUUUUUAUAGCAGACUACAUUAAAACAAAUUAAAUCAUA
This is a messenger RNA of Onychomys torridus (southern grasshopper mouse), 4936 nucleotides long. RefSeq names its product CTTNBP2 N-terminal like (gene Cttnbp2nl). The record is from RefSeq and is a predicted model, not a curated record. The coding region runs from base 184 to 2100 and encodes 638 amino acids. The transcript is spliced from 6 exons. Lineage: Eukaryota; Metazoa; Chordata; Mammalia; Rodentia; Cricetidae.